CGAAAUUUGGUUGUUUAUUCCCAUAAUUGUUCAAAUUCCGAAUAGUCCAAUGGUGGAGCAACAGAAGAAGCGUUUGGAGAACGCCAUCAGCGACAUGAUCGAGGAUAUGUACCGCACCCACUUGCGCAGGAUGCAGUCCACGAUGCACCGCUGUGCCGCCCGUUGCUGCGAUGAUGAACGCGGCACCCUGGAGAGCGUGCAGAACUGCAUCGAGAAGUGCGCCGGGCCACUGAUGGAUGCCCAGGACUACCUGCAGCACGAGCUGGGCCAGUUUCAGAACCGCCUCCAGAACUGCGUCAGGGAUUGCAAUAGCGAUGCCCGGUCCCAAAUGCCGAGCAAUCCGACUGACCGGGACAUGUCCCGAUCGCAGCACUUGUUUGAGAACUGCACCGGCAGCUGUGUGGACAGGCACAUAAACCUGAUUCCGGGGCUGCUCAAGUCGAUCAAGCAGACCCUGGACCGGGGUCCGCCCAAGAGAUCUGGACGGGAUCGCCGCCUGGACCUCUAGGAU
This is a messenger RNA of Drosophila gunungcola (fruit fly), 511 nucleotides long. Its product is annotated as protein FAM136A. Gene Ontology annotation, cellular component: cytoplasm. The coding region runs from base 50 to 508 and encodes 152 amino acids. The transcript has 3 exons. NCBI's taxonomy places the organism in Eukaryota, Metazoa, Arthropoda, Insecta, Diptera, Drosophilidae. The record is from RefSeq and is a predicted model, not a curated record.